AGAAUUUCCGCAGCUGGAAUAUUUGAACUUGAACGUGCCGCUUGGCGCCAACAGCUGGUCCGAAUCAUCAUUCACCGUUGCCAAUGUGAAAGCCGCAAUCGAUCGUAAUCCAAAUAUCAAACACUUGAAUUUGCGCUAUUGGAAUGCAAGCGCCUACGAUGCAAAGCUGUUGAAAUAUGCGGCCGAUAAGCUACCGCAACUCAAGUCACUUCAACUUUGGCACAUGCGAUACACGGACUUCUGGAGUGAUGGUGACAUUCGGUUCCCAAGUGUGCAAAAGCUUGUGCUGGUAAAUCGUAUGCAAAAAUUGGGCUAUUUGGGUCGGAAUUUAGCGGCACUAUCAUUUGAAAACUUGCGCAAAUUUUCCAUUCUCGAUCAAUUCGAUACGGAAUGUACAACAUUCGUAGCCAGACACAAAACCAUCAAAGAGCUGUGCAUCGUUCCGAAUGGCGAACACGAAUGGUAUCCAUCGGACGAAGAUGUCUUCAGGAUUUUCACCGUGUUACCAAAUCUGGAACGACUCUUGGUCAACGGUCGUCGUAUGACGACAAAAGGAUUGAUUCGUCUCAUUUCCAAACGCAGCAAAUUGUCAGCGAUCAAAGUACACCAGUACACAUUUUCUGCUGUCGUUCGGAAGCUAUUCCGUUGGAAAUGCACACAGCUGGCAUGGAACGUAGUUUUUAGUACUGGAAGCGAAUCGGAAAUGACCGUGAAAAGACGAACCUAAUAAUCGCCGUAAAAAAUCAUUUUUAAUCAAAUGUUCGCAUUAAUUUCAUAUUAUUCUCAUCAUUUUACGCAAUUUUACGUUGUAGACUUGUAAUGUCAUCCCAAAUUUAUGCGCCGUACGCAUUCAAUAUUGUUUUAUAUGUUUACUUCUUUAUAAAAGAAAAUAAUUUGUAAUAAUAAGUAAUAUAGCAAAUCAGGCUCUGGCUUUCAAAUAUGACUCAAUUGCGUAAAAACUGUAUCGUUGGAAGCCGUGUCUUUCAAGUAUUAACGUUUUAACACAACAAAUUUCGAUAUUUAGACUCUUAGUUAAAAAAAAUUCUUAUCAUAAACUUUAUUGAAGAAUAUUAAAGAAAAAUAGAAAUUGAACAUGAA
Sitodiplosis mosellana (orange wheat blossom midge) is the source of this 1098-nucleotide messenger RNA. RefSeq lists its product as uncharacterized. The record is from RefSeq and is a predicted model, not a curated record. Lineage: Eukaryota; Metazoa; Arthropoda; Insecta; Diptera; Cecidomyiidae.